GAUCGGCGAAACAGUAUUUCACCUGCAGAAAUGGAGUUCGUACCUGAAGAAGGCAAGCUUCCGAACAAAGAUUGCUCCACUCUGCUACUGCCUGCAUUGUCGAUUGGGAAUGUGGGGCAGUUGGCAGUUGAUUUGUUGGUUUCAUCGACUAGGGCAGAGAGGAUUGGGUACUUAGAUGAUCUGUUUGUGCUUCCUUGUGUUGGUAAUGAUGCUUAUGGGCCAAUUCCUUGCGGCGAUCUGGCUCUACCCCUUGAAGCUUAUGAGUCCUCUUCUAAUGCAUUGACUCUUGUCCAACAAAGGUCCCCAGUUAUGAAGGGUAUGCUGGUUGACUUUGCGAAGCACUUGGCAAAUUUUGCUUCUACCACAGGAAAAAAGCAUGUGGUUCUUCUUUCUAGCUUAGACUUUGGAAGGUGGCAGAAAAUUGAUAUGUCAAGUGGACCCCAGAUAUAUUACCUAUCCAGCGUCAAUCCUGAUGGAACAGAUCAUCACUGUGAACAAUUUGGGUGGAAAAGGCUGCAGGAGUAUGACCCUGCUCAGAGGUGUUGGAAAUAUCUUAGCAGCUUAGCUGAAGAAAAUAGUAUGCGAGACAACAAUCUACCCUUUGAUGAUGAGCUGGAAGAGGAAGAUUACUACCCCAGUUUGCCUUUUGCAGCAGUAUUUUCUUGUUUGAAGGCAAAGGGUUUGAAGGUUACAUGCUUGUUAUGUUACUGCUCGGAAGGAGAUAACAUACCUGAUGCUUUCAAUUUAGCAGAGGCAGCAUGCAAACUACUGGGGCUAAGCCCCCGAAACUUUCAUGGUGAUGAGAGUGGUAACUGGCUCAUCCCUUUCUCAUGGAAGACUGUAUAUGGGCCACCACCAGAUCUGUCCAUUUUUUAGGCUUGAUUGACACAUAACCAUCCAAGGUAAAAGUUCCAAACGCAUGCCAUCUAUAUUCUAAUUGUGGAGAUUUAAUCCAUUGUUUUGAGAACAACAUAGAAAGUUUUGGUGGGCAGGAACACUGGGGGCAUUUAUUAUUACUUUGUGGAAGCAGGAAAGUAAAGUACUUACGUGUUUUAGUAAAUGUAUAUUUGCCUCUCUGACUUAAGAACUUAAACUGUCUUAAAGAACUUUUAAUGAAUUCCAAUUUGCACC
Messenger RNA from Rubroshorea leprosula, 1131 nucleotides. Lineage: Eukaryota; Viridiplantae; Streptophyta; Magnoliopsida; Malvales; Dipterocarpaceae. The record is from the annotation of a GenBank genome assembly.